AUGACAACGACAACAACAACAACACCGGCUCCAACUACAACUACGACAACAACAACAACAACAACAACUGUUCAACCAACAUCUACUAUACGAAUAACGACAACAACAAAUCCAACCGUAAAGAUAACUAGAUCGGCUAUUAAUACAUUGAAAUCAUCAUCAUCAUCAUCAUCAUCACAUCAAAAAGGUGGACAAACCAAAGGAAAAAAACAAUCAUCAUCAUCAUCAUCAAAAUCAUUAAGAUCAAAAUCACGUCAACAAUCAUUAUCGACAUCGACAAAAUCAAUCAAUACAAUUGUUGAACGUAAUCAAUUUGGUUUACCGAAUAUUAAAUCACAACGUUUUAUAAUGACAAAAGUAUCAUCACCAUCGACCACAACAACGACAAGCACGAUAACAAAAAAUCCGAUAUUGAAAAUGGAUAUUACAAUGCCCGAUGUGAUUGAAUCACGUAAACAUACUACUGUACAGAAAAUGGAUACACCAACGGUAACAACAUCGACCACGACGACAACUACAACUCGUCGGCCAUCAUCAUCAUCAUCAUCAUCAUUAUUAUUAGCAAAAAUUAAUCGUAUCGAACAAGGACAAAGUCCAUUGAAACCAUUAUCAUCGAAUCCAUGGAAUAAGAGACAAUCAUCAUUAUUGGAUUCAAUUAACAAUAAUGAUCAAUAUGAUGAUAAUGAUGAUGAUCAAAUUUUAAUAAGACGUCCACCAGGUAUGCCAAAAAUACCGAAUAAUUUUGGUUUUGCCAAUGUAAUUAUACCGGAUCAAUUGAUGAUUAAUAAUGAUGACGAUGAUGAUGAUAAUACG
Molecule: messenger RNA, 813 nt
Organism: Dermatophagoides farinae (American house dust mite)
Lineage: Eukaryota; Metazoa; Arthropoda; Arachnida; Sarcoptiformes; Pyroglyphidae
Source: RefSeq, a predicted model, not a curated record